CAACUUUCCCAAGUCUGUGCAUGAGAGGGAGAGGAAGGAAACAGAAGUCGCUUGGCCUCAACAAGCUGUUCUGAUCCAAAGCCUUUUUCCUCUGAACCGGCUGAGAACUUUGCUCUACGAGGAGAGCCCCGGACUCAGAGAGAACGCCGCCUGCCCUUGGAGGCCGGAUGCUAAGCAGCCACAGCUGCUCUGAAGCCCCUCCAUGAAUCCCCGGAAGAAGGUGGACCUGAAGCUCAUCAUCAUCGGAGCCCUGGGUGUAGGAAAGACUUCCCUCCUCCACCAAUAUGUGCACAAGACAUUUUACGAGGACUACCAGACCACACUGGGGGCCAGCAUCCUCUCCAAGAUUAUCAUCCUGGACAACACAACUUUGAAGCUACAGAUCUGGGACACGGGCGGACAGGAGCGGUUUCGCUCCAUGGUGUCCACAUUCUACAAAGGCUCCGAUGGCUGCAUCCUGGCUUUCGAUGUCACCGACCUAGAGUCCUUUGAAGCGCUGGAUACCUGGCGGGGUGAUGUUCUGGCCAAAACUAUUCCAAUGGAGCCAUCCUACCCCAUGGUGGUGCUGGGAAACAAGAUCGAUCUCGCAGACCGGCAGGUGCCCCCGGAGGUAGCCCAAGGCUGGUGUAAAGAGAAGGAUAUUCCCUACUUUGAAGUCAGUGCCAAGAAUGACAUCAACGUGGUACAAGCCUUCGAGAUGCUGGCCAGUCGGGCUCUGUCCAGGUACCGAAGCAUCUUAGAGAAUUACCUCACAGACUCCAUCAAGCUCUCAUCAGAAGACCAGUCCAGGAGUAGAUGUUGCUGAUCAUCGAGACUCCCGCCCUGGUGCUCAGCGAAGCCUGCCUGGGGCCUGGGCAUCCCGGCCCCCACCAGCCCCCCACCUGCCCAAGCCCAGCCCCAGCAGCCUGGGCUCUGCAGCCAGAGCCCUCCACCCCCUCGAGUCUGUACUGGGUCCAGAUCAGAGUGCAGCCCCUGCCUCGGGCUGAGUGUAGUGAGGACAUGGCUGGGCCCUCAGGGGCCCCAAUGGAACCCAGAAUGUCACAGCCAAAUCUUGGCCCCGGAGGAGGCACAGUUCCCUCACUGGCUCCAGCCUUCCUGCCACCCGCCCUCCCCGAACACACCCCUGCUCCAGAACGCACAUCUCUGCAGACGGCCAGGCCACUGUCUCCGGAGUCCUGUUCUACUCUCCUGUGAACGGGCCUUCCUUGCCCCCGCCACCACACACCCGCAAACCACAGCACAGCUUUGCAACAGGGCCCGGCUCAGGCUCCCUUGGUCACCAGGGCCAGAAGGUGAGGGCCUGGACCUCACGUGGAGGCCUGCCUCAACCCUUGGCGGCCACGGUUCAGGCCUGGAACGUCGUUCAGUCCCCUCCAAGGUAUGGGACUGAGAGAGCCCAGGAAAAGCCACCAAGGGCUGGCUCAUUCCUCUCUGCUGAAUGCUCAGACGACUCCUAUAAAUCUCUCUGAGCCUUGGCUUGCUCGUCGGUCAAAUGAGGGUGGUAUGUGCCCACCUCAGAAUACAUGAUUUUGAGGACCAGAAGCUCUGCUUCAAUCUCAGUUGCUGUCUUUGAUACGCAUUUAUUUAUUCCUUCAACAAGUGUUGUUGAGUGUCUACUAUGUACAAUGCACGGAGGUCUCGUGACAAAUGAAAUCAACAAGGACCCUGCUCUCCAGGACCCCACAUUCUGAUAAGGGAGAGAAGCCGUAGACACAGAAUUGAAACAGAUAUUCUCAAAUAGUAGAUAAGCGUUUGAACAAAGCAAACAAGGAAAUGGGAUAGAAAGGGACAGGAACUGGGGUUGGUGCUGUUUCAGACAAAAUGGUCCAGGAGGGCUUCCCUGAGGAGGUGUCAGUUGGCCCAAGGACUAGAGAAUGAACAGACUACACUAGAGAUCUAGACAAAGAGCAUUCCAGGGAGAGGAGGCAGCAAGAGCCAAUGCCCUGAGGUGAGGACAAGCUUGCUGUGUUCCUGGAACAGUGAAAGGACAUUUACACGAAUACUCAAAGCUGCUGCAAAGGGGACCCCGCCCCCCCAGCUGCUCCCUGAGCCUCUGCUGACUGGCCACCAGAGGGCAGCAGUGCUCCUUCCCUUGCAGGCUGAGUGGCCAGCUGCGGAGGCGUCACACUUGAAGGGGGGGUGCUUUUCUCUCUGUUCUGAUCCUCAAAACUGGUCCUCAGGCUGUGGGCAUGUUUAACCCUGUGAGAUCUGUGGGGUAGGAGAAUCCCAAUUUCUUACGCCUAGCAAGAAAUGGGCAAAAACUGAAACAUGAAUGAUUCAGGCAAGAAAUCCACAUCAGUGACAAAUACUAGAAUGAGGGGCCAGGAAAAUUCAUAGACUCCCUGUCCCUGCAGACUCUUUGGGCAACAGACAGCAUAGACAGGGCCCAGCCUGAAGGGGGUGGACAAGAUGACCGCUCAGAGGUUCCCAGGCCACAUCAAUGCCCGCCAUGGAAGUCUCCUGUCUCCACAGAAGUAUUCUGCCCUGAGUUCCCAGCAGAGCUGGGAUGUUAGCAUAGGACUCCUGAUGUCAUCUGACUCUGAAGAUACCCCCGGAGGUGGGGAAUCCUGGGGGGGAGGGGUCAGCAGGAGAGUCUGGGGAGCCUCGUCUCCCCACCCAGGUGUGGAGUAAGGACUGGCUCUGGGAGCAAAGCACCAUCUCUGUGUCCUUCACGGGGGUGGCAUUCUGCAUGCCACACAGGCUCUGCUCGGAGUCCGUCCGACUGCAGAUUGCAGGUAUGGUGUGCAGGUGUGCAUACACAACAGCUCAUGGCCCUCAGUGGACACAUGACCUGUUUCUAAACGUGCACCACAAACAAUAAAGGUGUCCUU
This is a messenger RNA of Neomonachus schauinslandi (Hawaiian monk seal), 2831 nucleotides long. RefSeq names its product RAB7B, member RAS oncogene family (gene RAB7B). Gene Ontology annotation, cellular component: late endosome; phagocytic vesicle; lysosome. Gene Ontology annotation, molecular function: GTP binding; GTPase activity. NCBI's taxonomy places the organism in Eukaryota, Metazoa, Chordata, Mammalia, Carnivora, Phocidae. Bases 203 to 805 code for a protein of 200 amino acids. The transcript has 6 exons. The record is from RefSeq and is a predicted model, not a curated record. Gene Ontology annotation, biological process: endosome to lysosome transport; phagosome-lysosome fusion.